GAGAUCUUUCCACCUCAAGGUUGAGGAUUGCAUUUGAAUUACGAAUAGUAGUAUCCCCCCUUUCCAGCCUUUCACGCUCUCGACUUCCCUGCAUUCCAGGGAAGCAAUUCAUCAAAGAUGGACAUUCGAGGUGCAGGUACGUACCUUAAGGUAAUUCCACUGCGAUAGACAGUGCGAUAAGCAGUUCGCCGCGCCGUUCUUAAACCUGCCAAAUCAUCGACACCAAACCCGAAUAAGCAACCUUGAAGCUCGCCUAUGCCAAUCCGACAAGCCGUCAAAAUGGUCACCACCGCCGUCGCCGACAUCCCCACCGUUGAGCUCCUCUACAAGAUCGGCCAGAUCCAUGCCACCCCGAAGGCCAUCUUCCCCCACAAUGCGUCGCAUAACCAAAAAGUCGCCGUUGUUCGAGGCGACAUCACCACGCUUUGCGUUGAUGCGAUUGUCAAUGCCGCGAAUAAGAGUCUUCUCGGAGGAGGCGGCGUCGACGGCGCGAUCCACCGCGCUGCCGGCCGAGGACUGCUCCAGGAGUGUAGGACCCUGAAUGGAUGCGCCACCGGUUCCGCCAAGAUCACGGGCGCCUACAACCUCCCUUCCAAGAAGAUCAUCCACGCCGUCGGCCCCAUUUACGACGAGCUCAACCCCGACGACUCCGAAGCGAAGCUUGCGGGUUGCUACAGCACCAGCCUGAAGCUUGCUGUUCAGAACGGCUGUCGCAGCAUCGCUUUUAGCGCGCUAAGCACCGGCGUUUAUGGCUAUCCGAGCACGGAAGCAGCUCCCGUUGCUGUCGAAGUCGUCAGAGAGUUCCUUGACGGAGAGGAUGGCGACAAGCUGGAUAAGAUUGUCUUUUGCACCUUUGAGAUGAAGGAUGUCAGAGCCUACAACGAGACCCUUCCGUAUGUGGAGAUCACACAAAACCCCCUCGCGCAGUACUUGACUUGUUUCGCUAAUAGUCUCUCGACAGUAUCUUCUUCCCUCCCGACGAUCAGCCAGCCACGAAGGACAAAACCGAGGCCGGCCCUACAAAGAAGGAAACAGAGGAGGCCAAAGCUAUCGCGGCUGAGCUACCUAGCGUUCCCAAGUCCGACCCUUCCCAGUAAGCGACGUUCACGCCGAAACACACCAGCAGUUGGCCGGCGCGUCACUGCUCAUGAUAUUACGACUGUACAUCAUGAUGGCUUGGGGAGUUUAUGGACAUUGUAUCAGGGAAAAGCAAGCGGCUUAGUAUACCACCUUUCAUCGAUACAGAAUGACUAUGGCAAUAGAGUUUGUGGGCCUUUUUGGCAACUAUGAUCGACCUUGAACUAUCUUUGGGUUCGUGCCUUCCCUGCAAACCUUCGUAUCCCGUCGGUCAAAGACUCAAAUUAUUCACGUGACCCACGUAAAUCCAACUUCAAUGUCAAAGAAAAUCAAGAUAGAACGCCUGCGCAGUAAGGCUUUCUUCUUUAGACUGUAAUGUGAUGUAACAUAUUUGACUUGGAUCGAGGGAUUCGUCAAGUUGCGAUGUCAAAAGGUAGCCAUACAGACAUUGGAGACUGCGAGCUGCGCAGUUUCGCAAAGAGCCUUUGGCGAACGAAGUGACACGGUGAAUGUUCUUUGCCGCUGAGAAUCAGGUCUAGUGACUUUCUCUAUUCCACUUGGUCAACAUGGAAAUGCUCAUGUUUUUCACGAAUGCUGAACCAAGAAAGUUUAAAUGUAAACUGAGCUUCA
Messenger RNA from Colletotrichum acutatum, 1707 nucleotides. RefSeq lists its product as uncharacterized. Lineage: Eukaryota; Fungi; Ascomycota; Sordariomycetes; Glomerellales; Glomerellaceae. The record is from RefSeq and is a predicted model, not a curated record. The transcript is spliced from 3 exons. The coding region runs from base 256 to 1290 and encodes 344 amino acids.